Molecule: messenger RNA, 2533 nt
Organism: Anthonomus grandis grandis
Lineage: Eukaryota; Metazoa; Arthropoda; Insecta; Coleoptera; Curculionidae
Exons: 16
Coding region: 1-2505 (834 amino acids)
Source: RefSeq, a predicted model, not a curated record
AUGGAGGUAAUGGAGGAUGGAAAUUUAAUGGAUAAAGUUCAGAUUUUAAUACAACGUGAUAUGGAAUACUAUAAGGCAAACCAAUCUGUUUUACAAGAAACACUUUGUCCUGGCAUCAUUGGAGGGCGAUUAGAUUUUCCUAGAUCGGCAUCAUUUGCAGCUGUAAAGUUGGUAAUCUGGUGGGAAGAAGAAUAUGUCGCUGCUUAUCGCAAGCCAUCAGGUUUUUUUCAAAAAAACAAUGAAGGCACGAGAGAUAGCAUAGAGACAUCUGGUGGUUGUGGUGGCAUAGCUCGUUCGUCAGAUCCAUCGAAGUUUAUAGAUGCACUUAGUAAAUCUGCUGAAGAAAUGCUUGAACAUUUGCAUAUUUUAACUCAAGAAGCUCUGGAUCAUGCGGAUUUAACUGUCCUGACAGGUACAAUUGGCGCCGCAGCUUUGCUUAAGAAUAGUUUGUGGUAUUACACACAAAUUUUAGUGGACUCUAAUAAUAUUUCAAUAAAGUCACUCCAAAGAGGUUACAAAAAAUACAAGGAAAUGUGCGAAGCUCUGGCCGAAAGACUUUUGGAUUUGCAUUGUAGGCUUGUAUCCUUAUAUAUUUUGCAAGAUGCUAUAUGUCUGGAUUGGCAAAGCAAUAAAGCAUUCUUUGAAUCCGAAAGAGGGUCUUACGUAAUACAAAUGUGGUGGUUAUAUAUGCAAGGUACAAGAGAAGAUCUCUGGAGCACUGUACCUCCAAAAAUGGCUCAACGAAUAUUUAGUGGAAUGCUUAAUGAGUCUUUAACAAUAUUAACUACCCGAUAUACACAUUGCUUGCCCUCAAAAGAAAGAAGUCAACUUUUACUGGUUGACAUAAGUAAUCUGCUCUUAUGUGUGGCACAGCUUUUACCUGCGAUUUGUGACUCAGCAGACGAGCUUGUCAAUUUUCCGGUUAACAGCCAAAAUAAAAUAUUACGAGAUAUACAUUUAAAAUGUGAAGAGUUAUUUAUAUCUUUUGUUAUGAGAGGAUCUACCAUUGAUGCUUUAAAUAAGGUUUUCGGCAAAGAGAAAGAUAAUGUUAAUCUCUUUAGACCUAGAAUUGCAGGUAUGGCAGGAUGGAUAACCUUUUUUUUACCUAAUAUUUUAAGGAACACUAACUGUAAUAAGGAUAAAUUACAUUAUUUUGAGAGUCAAACUCGUCUUGCCAUUGAUUUAAUAGUUUUACUAGGUCAGCCACAGCCCAAUUGGGCAUUAUUAUUAAAGGUACUAUGCAGUAAUAACUUCCUAAUACCACAUUUGCUACUAACUAAAUUUUUGGAUAAAUUUAAUAAAAAACAAACGCCUUUACAUCCGAAAGCGUUUGAAUGUGGAAAAAUAUUAUGUCCCGCAGACGGCAGUUGUAGGGAUGUAGAUUCUACUUCAGAUGACCUAAAUUUCAAUCACGAUUACAAUAUUAUAUAUUCUGCGGUUCAGAUUAUUAUUUAUUUAGGAAGUGAUGAAGAACUUAAGCAGUUAAUGAUGGAAUUUAUUAUGAAAAAUCCUGAGUGGGUAAUAUGCUUCGAAAGAUAUAAUGUAUGGAAUCAAAUUCGGUUUCCAUGGUUCGAAGCAAUUUUAAGUCUGGCUGAUCCUAUCCGUUCUGUAGUCAGAGAAACGGUAACAAAUGCUUUGAAAACGGGAGCGACGAUGUAUCAGGCAAUGUCUUUGAUUUUGGUUUGCCUUAGCCAGUUUUGGGAUAUGAUAGAUCCCUGCCUGUUAAGAAUAUCUUGUAUAAUUCAAGACAUUAUACCAUCAAGUGUUAGACCUAAUAGUCAAUCUGUCCUGAUGCAAAUCCUUACAAGUUCCUUGUAUUCUGAUUUUGUGGAUAUGUCAAAAAAGGGAUCUGCGAAAAAAGAAGUUACAUUUAAGGAUGUGAAAGGCAAAGAAGAUGAUAUUUCCAGUAUUCCAAUCACUGGAGGAUUAGAAGAUGAUUUAAUUGGAUCUACUAUGCUUGCUGCAGCAGAAGGAAUAUGCAGUAUUGAUGAAGAUAACAAGCAUACAGAUCAAAUAGCUGAGUUCUUAAAUCAAGUUGCUGGUAAAAAGGAUGAAUUUAUGUCUACCUGUAAUACUGGAUCAGAGAGAGUAAACCAAAAUCCACAACUAACCGAAAUUUUGGUCAGUGAUUUAUUAAUGGAUCGCCAAGCAAAAAAAAGUUUAAAUACAUUGUUUCGAUUUAUUAAACAUAACUGCCAGUGGCUGUAUGGAAAGCUUGGUAUUAUAGAUAUUAUAGACCAAAAACUGCCGAAUACUGUACUAGCUCCUACUGAACCAAUCUUACACAAAAUGUUUCAUAUUGGAUACUAUCCUUUCGAUGAAGUUCUAACCAAAAGCUUAAAUCCGGACUGGCAAUAUCUCUUACAAACCCCUAUAGGCUUAACUUUGCAAAAAGCUUGGAUUCAAAUUUCUCAACGAUGGGAAUUCCAAAACACCUCUACGAUGCACAUUUCAGCUCAGGAUCUAGAAAUUAUUAAUUAUUUGUCAGCAUUGUUAAAACAGUAAUAAAAUACUUUGUGGAUCAAUAAUAAAA